GUCUACAAAUGAUCAGUUAUAUUGGAUAAAUAAUGGAAUAAUGUACACAAACUAUCAAUAUGUAAACAUAAACCUCACUAUUACUUAUGUUUAUUUCUACUAAAAAGUUAACAUUUUACCAUUUAACGGUGCUGCUCUAAGACUAUGAGGCUUCCAUCUUACAUAGCUACUGAAAUUUUUAAUAUUUAAAGAUUAUGACUUGUAUAUGUUAGGAAAAUAUAACUAAUGAUUUAGGUAAAAAAAGGUUUUGGUGGAGUUUUCUUCUCUGAGCUGGGUGGUUUGGUCGUGGAGCCUUUAUCGUUCUUCUGAACGACAUCAUCAACACAAAAUCCACCAUCUUAAAAAAAGGUUACUAUUAACCGUAUAUAAACUUUUAUGAACUAAAUUUUCAUGACAGACAAAAAAUGAUACUGGAAACAUGGGUUGUAAAUUACAGAACGUUCAUUCUAAUGAAUAAAUGGAUGUUUUAAAUAGUAAACGAAGAUUUCGUCUCUGUUUAUUUCUUUUAUCGUAAAAAUAGAAAAAUAUAUUUGUUUCGUAGCUCUUUGCUCCAUUGAAUAAUAUCCUGAAAAUACUCUAAAUCAUAAAUUGACUUCAUUUAUACAAUCAGAAAUUAGAUGUUUUGUCCUGGAGGAACAAGUUUAACAAGCUAGGUUCUACUAUCAUUACAGUACAUGAUUUAAAUCAACUUGAAACUAUAUUUCUAAUGAUAAAAAAUAUAUGUACUUUCAAAGGUAUACAAAACAAGCCCGUUAAAAAUAGCACAGACAAAACUUGUUUAUUGUCAUGUUUCAUAUAAAAAAAAUAAUGAUUGAUAUCAAUACGUACAAGGAAAUGUACAAGCACGCAGGUUCAUGUUCAUUUCUCUCCAACUAAAAAUCAAUACUUAAAAAGGCAUAUAAUAAUUUGCUUCAAGCACAUAUGAGGUCAAUAUGUAUAUAUACUCACUUAAAGUAAACAAGCUAUUGUUUCCAUUUCAUAUUAUCCAAUAAAAUUCCGACUUCAAAUACACCAAUCAAAAGGAAGGGACUGCUUUGAGGAAUAUUAAAGUUCAAUUUAUUCAGAUAAUGUCACAUAAACAUAUUACUGUGUAUAAAAAGUGGAUCAGAUACAUUUUAUUCCCUUAUUAACUCUUAUUAAUUUUCCAUCUAUCGUUGGCCAAAUAUAUUAAUGUCCGAUACAAAACAUAAAAAAUGUGAAUGUUGUGAGGAGUAUGGAAAUGCUGUGGCUUCCGGAUUGUUUCGUAAAAAGGAAAUAGGACGUGAUAUGAAAGAACUACUAAAAACUGGUUUGAACCGAUGUUUAACAACAUUAGAUUUAAUAGCAUAUGGAUUAGGAUCCAUGCUUGGUGGGAGUAUAUACGUACUUACAGGUGCUGUAAUGAAUAGAAGAACUGGGCCUGCAGUAUUUUUGGCAUAUAUACUGGCUGGAUGCGUGGCGUUACUUAAUUCUCUAAACUAUUCUGAAUUAGCAUGUCGUAUACCAAAGGCUGGUUCUUCAUAUACAUACAUUUAUUUUAUCAUGGGUGAAUUUCCUGCUUUUAUAACUGGGUGGGCAAUACUACUUGAGUAUAUACUAGGUAUAUCACUUGUUGCAAGAUGUUGGAGUAGUAUGCUUGACAGUCUUGCAGACAAUCAUAUAAGUAAAUGGACAAUACACAGUGUUGGUAGAUUAUCUCAUCCAGGUGGUGUAUUAGCUGAACAUUAUGACUUUGUCGGUGUAUUGCUGAUUAUUAUAUUGUCAGCUAUAUCUUGUUGUGGAGUUCGUGGCAGUGCAAAAGUGACAGCAGUUUCAAUUUUUGUAAAUGUUGGUGUACUAACAGUAACAUCAAUCUAUAUGUUUGUAUACAGCAAACCAGAAUAUUUAUAUAUCACCUCACCUAAUAUUACAGUAGAUAAAUUAUCGCCAAAUCCAAACUUUUUACCAUUUGGAAUACCAGGUUUAAUAGGUGGUACAGCAAUUUGUUUUAAUGUAUUCAUUGGUUUUGAUGCAAUAUCAACGUGUGCAGAAGAAGCUAAAAAUCCUAGUUACAGUCUACCUAGAGCGAAUGUUGUAGCCGUUAUAACUGUAGCAAUUUUGACCACAAUAUCUUCACUAGCACUAACUUUGUAUUACCCUUGGUUUCUUAUUAGUACCGAGAGUUCAUUUUUAAGUGCAUUAAAAGGUAAUACACUAAAUGGUGGACCAGAAAAUGUACGAACUGGAAUGUUUUAUUUUGUUGGUGUUGGAUCAUUAAUUGGGUUAAUUGCCUGUUUAAUUACUUCAUUAGUUGCUGCACCAAGAAUUAGUUAUGCUAUGGCUCAAGAUGGUCUUAUUCCGACUAUUUGUUCUCAUCUUUGUCAACCUUUCAAAACACCUGCCAUUUCAACAACAUUCGUCACAAUUAUAACAGCCUUACUAACAUUGAUUUUCAGUGUGGAUAGUUUAGCCGAUUUUAUGAGCUUAGGGACGUUAAUCGCUUAUUCCAUUACUGCAAUAGCUAUUAUAUGUAUACGUUACAGAAAACAAUCUGAUAGUCCACAAAUAUUGACUGAAACUGAUCAAAUAGAAACAGACAGCAUUGAAAAGGAUAAGCCUGUUAAACAAGUGGAACAUUUCAAAAAACGUAUUGAUAAACCAGGAUUCGUAAAAUAUCCUUAUGCUCGUUGUAUACCUAAUUGUAUAUUGAAGAUUUUCAAUUCCGGUUCACCUGGUGAUACAGUUGUUAUGAUCAUGGCUACUUAUAUUGUAUUAAAUGGUGUUUUAAUUAUGUGUUUGACAAUAGGAGCGAAACAUGAAUUGUGGCCAAUAUGGAGAAUUGUUUGUGUAGUGUUCAUUUUAGCAUUACUGAUAUCCUGUAUAGUAUUGAUGAGCAUUUUUAAACAAUUUGGACCACCUUACAAAGGUUUGUUUCAACUUCCCUAUGUUCCGUUCAUCCCAUGUGCAACGUUAACUAUAAACGUAUUUUUGAUCAGUGAGCUUUCAUGGGUUACCUGGAUAAGAUUUACUAUUUGGAUAGUAAUCGGUCUGAUACUUUAUUUUGGAUUUGGAGUAAUGAACACAUAUCGACUAUCUAAAGAUAAUGAAAGUAACAAUUCACAAACUUAUCUACAUGAUCCAGACGAUGAGAAAGAAUUCGAUAAAACUUACAUGUCUACAAAUAAGGCCACAUAAGAAGUCCUUUAUGAAUAGAUGGUGAUCACAAAACAGUUGGAUUCAAAUUUCUUGUAUUUUUCUUUUCAAACUUGUUUAUCUUCUUAAUUCGUUUAUAUUUUACCACAAAUAUUAUGACUUCAACUUAAAUUACUCCUAUCAUCUCAUUUGUAGAAACCAAGAGACCGUCAUCCUCAGUACUCAAUGAUGAUAAAUAAUACUUAUAGAAAGGCAGUGAAUGAUACUUUGAAGUUUUGACUUAUCAAAAACCACAAUCUCUACAUUUUAAUUUACACAUACUACUAAUUUCAUAGAACUAUGAUGGAUUGUAAAAAAUUUCUUACUGCUUAUUUUUGUGAACAAAUUAUAAUUAAUGAAGAGGGAUAGAUAAACCAAAAUUAUCUGAGAUUAUGAACUAUAUUAUUUAUAUAACCUAUAAAUAAGUAACAAAAAACUAUAAUCAGCUUCUAGUAUGUUAUAAAUUUUAUUUAUGCUGAAUCAAAUAUAUACAUGUAUAAUUCCAGAACAAUCGACACUUAGUUCUUUGCAAUCUCUUCAUUUGACUGCUGUUGCGAGGGAAAC
Messenger RNA from Schistosoma intercalatum, 3714 nucleotides. The record is from the annotation of a GenBank genome assembly. NCBI's taxonomy places the organism in Eukaryota, Metazoa, Platyhelminthes, Trematoda, Strigeidida, Schistosomatidae.